Exophiala mesophila is the source of this 1173-nucleotide messenger RNA. RefSeq lists its product as uncharacterized. Bases 1 to 1173 code for a protein of 390 amino acids. Gene Ontology annotation, molecular function: oxidoreductase activity, acting on the CH-CH group of donors, NAD or NADP as acceptor; NAD binding; oxidoreductase activity, acting on the CH-OH group of donors, NAD or NADP as acceptor. Gene Ontology annotation, biological process: polysaccharide biosynthetic process. NCBI's taxonomy places the organism in Eukaryota, Fungi, Ascomycota, Eurotiomycetes, Chaetothyriales, Herpotrichiellaceae. The transcript has a single exon. The record is from RefSeq and is a predicted model, not a curated record.
AUGUCGAGCCAAACUGGAUCGGUCUGCGUCGUUGGAGUUGGAUUCGUGGGUGAAUCCCUCCUUCGAGAGUUCAGCGCCGUCCACCCUACCAUUGGUUUCGAUAUCUCAGAGAGACGUAUACAAGAACUGAGAACCUCGUAUGCCGACAACAAGCAGAUCAUUCUCACGUGUGAUGAGGCUAUGCUUGAUCAGGCCCAGCAUUUCCUGAUUUCAGUUCCCACUCUUCUCAAAGCCGAUCACUCUGUGGAUUUCUCCCAUCUCAAGUCAGCAUUGUCGACUGUCUUUCGACAUGCUAAGCCUGGCAGCACCAUCGUCAUUGAGAGCAGCGUCUCAGUUGGGACAACGCGGCAACUGUUCGCUGCCACUGGCAACUUGUUCCACUGUGGCAUGUCUCCAGAGCGAGUUGACCCUGGACGAACAUUCCCAGCUGCUCACGACAUCCCCAAGGUUAUUUCCGGCCUUACCGCAGAAUCACUGGAGGUCAUCACCCAGCUAUACUCAACUGUCUUCCACAACGUUGUUCCCGUCUCGAAGCCCGAAGUGGCCGAGAUGACCAAGUUGUUUGAGAACUGCUAUCGAAUGAUCAACAUUGCCUAUGUCAACGAGAUCAGCGAUGCCUGCAGAACACUAGGCAUGGAUCCCAACGAAGUCAUUGAUGCCGCAGCCACAAAGCCAUAUGGCUUCCAAGCAUUCCGACCAGGAAUGGGCGUUGGCGGACACUGCAUUCCCGUGAACCCAUCAUAUCUGUUCGCGACAUGCCCAUCGCUACCAGUGUUGGAGAAGUCUACAAUCCUCAUGAGAAACCGACCGAUCAAGCUUGCACAAGAGUUAUAUGAGACAUGCGUGUCAACUACUCUGGCGUCAACAAACAUGGCUCCACGUGUUUUGGUGAUCGGCAUGGGCUUCAAGCCCGGACAAUCAGUGCUGUCACAUUCGCCUGGCAUCGACUUCUCUAAGGAGCUCUCGCGUCUCCAGUGCGACCGACUUGCAUACUACGACCCUCUUGUGCAGGCCACGGCGCUUCCCUGGAUGGAGAAGCUCGAGGCUGAUGAUUUCACCACUGAGGAGAUUGCCGCCGACUUUGACGUGGUGGCCAUCUGCUCCCGGCAACACGGAGUGGACUGGGAGGUCCUCAACCGGUUACCUGCAGAGAUGGUCUGGUCUUACGACUAG